GCCAAAACGCAACGCUGCGAGCCAUCUUUCAGCAGUACAUACUGCGCACUUCGUGAUUUGGAACGGCGCGGCGUCUUGGUGGCGGCGCGAAGCUCGCUUCGUGAAGACCGCGAAGUGAAGCGCACCGCUCACUGUUGAUCACAUGCAUCGACAAACACCUGAGCCCAAGAGCGGCCCCACUAAACAUGCGAAGCCACCACUCACCAAUUUCAGAGCCAUUGAUAAAUAUCUGUCGUCCACGCACGUACAUCCAUCUCCUUGACCACUCCAUCCGCCUGACGACAUCACUGCGCGGCGCCAACAAGAUGGCAGCUUCGCAACCACCCACAACCACCACCACCGCUGUGACUGGCGGCGAAGACCACCAUGCCGACAGCUCCGCAGCCGACGAGCUUCCACCCAACUCCCACGAGCGCGUAGUCACCCCUGACUUCGAUGGCGUCUCCACUCGAGAGGUUGUCUGGUACAACAAAAUGGAGGCUUUGUACUAUGCCGACGUCUUUCGACUGCGCGAGGUAACCGCUUCGUCGCUGAAGAACAACGAGCCAUCGGAAGCGGUGCAAGAGGGGUGGACCGUGUACGUUCUGUUUGAGCACCCAAAUGAGGCCGAACGUGUCGGCGAAUCCAGAACCGAAGCAAGCAUCCUCACAGGACCACGUCGAGACGAGCUGCUUGCCCUGAGGCCACCAAGACCCACGAACUUCAAGCCCGAAAUGCUGGUGUUGGCCAAGGGUGACCAUCAGUACUAUUACCCGGCCGAAAUCUUCAAGAUUGAGGCGCGUGGCCGUCAGCGUUCCAACCGCUACCACGUACGCUUCCUUGCUCGUCGCUUCCAUCAUCUGGAACAUGACAAGGAGGUGGGAUAUGACAAUCUGGUGCCUCUGAGUAGCGCCUCCGGGCUGAGAGUAGCGGGCAGUAAGGAUAUUGGAUAUUGGAGUUACUUGCCGACCACCAAGAAGUUGCGAGACGACUUGGACCUAGGCGACAUCAAGCCGUCUUCACGCAGCGAAGGCAAGCCUGCCCCCAAGAAGCCUGCCUCGAAGAAGAAGAAGAAGAAGAAUGUAGCGACGGAAGAUAGGGUUGUGAAGAAGAAGGCUUCAAAGGGCAAGAAGGCUGCUAAGAAGGGUGCCAAGACUGAUGUCUGAACUGAGGCGAUAGUGCUAGCAACAGACUAGCUUUCCACGCGUUAUGAGAAGGCUGCGACAUAGCGCCUAGAGCUUGGCUAGGGACGGAGUUCUUGCACGACUAGCUUUACGCGGUAUUGGACGCACCGGCGC
Molecule: messenger RNA, 1277 nt
Organism: Cercospora beticola
Lineage: Eukaryota; Fungi; Ascomycota; Dothideomycetes; Mycosphaerellales; Mycosphaerellaceae
Source: RefSeq, a predicted model, not a curated record